Homalodisca vitripennis (glassy-winged sharpshooter) is the source of this 624-nucleotide messenger RNA. RefSeq names its product replication initiator 1-like. Gene Ontology annotation, biological process: regulation of transcription by RNA polymerase II. Gene Ontology annotation, cellular component: nucleus. Gene Ontology annotation, molecular function: DNA-binding transcription factor activity, RNA polymerase II-specific; RNA polymerase II transcription regulatory region sequence-specific DNA binding. The transcript has 4 exons. Lineage: Eukaryota; Metazoa; Arthropoda; Insecta; Hemiptera; Cicadellidae. Bases 1 to 624 code for a protein of 207 amino acids. The record is from RefSeq and is a predicted model, not a curated record.
AUGGCCGAGCUGGAGGCGAAUAUUGAGGAAGUGGUGGUGAAGGAACAUCAGUGUCUCGAGUGCGGAAGGUCCUAUAAGAACAAGAAGCACUUAAACCGUCAUCUCCGUUUUGAGUGUUCCAACGAGCCACAGUUUCCCUGUCCGCUGUGUAAGCGCCUGUUCAAGCGCAAGUGUCACCUAGACAGCCACUUGUCCAAGCGCCACUUCAAGCCCAAGCAGGACAUAACUGUUGUGAACGUUCAAAGUGGGUAUUUCUUCAACCUUUUGAACGCAGAAAUAUCGACAGAGCUGAGCGAUCCCGAGUCCUUGGACGGUACAGCGGCUGACCACUUUAUGUGCACUCCGGACUUCACAGACAUCAGCCAAAGUAUUUUGGCAAAAGCAUUGCAGAAAGAACCAGACGAUAUAAUGAUAGAGACCGACCCCAGCGCGGCGGACGUGAAGAUCUGGGACUACCAAUGUCCUCAGUGCGGCAACACGUUCGCUCAGAAGCGGUACCUGGCCUUCCAUCUGAAGAACACCUGCCAGAAGGAGCCCAAGUACUUCUGCGCCAUGUGCAGCGCCAAAUACAAGAAGAAGUACGAUCUCGAGGCCCACAUCCUGCACAAACACAUGGAAAACUGA